GUAUGACAAACUCAUUAUCGCGGUCGGCUCUGUCAGCGCAGACCAUGGUAUUUGCGGGUUGGAACACUGCUUUCAGCUCAAGACGGUAAAAGAUGCUCGGAAAAUUAGACGUCGGAUUUUGGGUUCGUUCAUGCCUUGGAUUCUCCGAGGGACGUAGCCUUUAUCAAUCAAGACAGAAAACUUUGAAUCCGCUUCCGCCCCCAAUGUGACCCCGAAGAACGAAAACGCCUUUUGAGCUUUGUUGUUUGUGGUGGCGGUCCCACUGGUGUUGAAACUGCGGCUGAAAUCUAUGAUUUAUGCCAAGAGGAAAUUAUGGAUUACUUCCCUAAGGUUGUUCGAGAGCAAGUGUCGAUCCACAUCAUUCAGUCUAGAGAUCAUAUUUUGAACGCUUAUUCCGACGCUAUCUCUAAAUAUGCGGAGGCGAAAUUCAAACGCGAUGGAGUCAACGUCAUUGUCAACUCUCGCGUGAAGGAGGUGACCAACGAUCGUGUCACAUACUCAUACGAGGAUGCGAACACCGGAAAGGUUGUCGAGAAGUCUAUCCCAAGCAAUUUUGUCCUGUGGUCCACUGGUAUCGCCAUGAACCCGUUUACUCAACGUGUCAGUGACCUGCUUCCGAACCAGGUUCACAAAAAGGCAAUUGAGGUCGAUUCCCAUUUAAGAGUGAAGGGUGCGCCACUAGGAACCGUUUACGCACUUGGGGAUGCAGCAACUAUUGAGACGUCCGUGAAUGAUUACCUCCUUGAACUCGUCGACGAGUCGGACAAGAAUAAGGACGGGAAGAUAGACUUUGACGAAUGGCAGAACAUGGUAACUGCCAUCAAGAAGAAGGUGCCCAUGACCUCAGCCCACUUGACCCAAAUUCGUGCUUUGUUCGAACAAUACGACGCUCAUCAUGACAAUUCCUUGAGUUUGACUGCGCUCCAGGAACUGUUGGCCGAUGUUGCCAGGAAAGUUACCGCAUUACCUGCGACAGCGCAAGUCGCUUCUCAGCAAGGAAAAUACCUUGGACGCAAGCUGUCUGUUCUCGCGAGACAGCAUGAAACCCUCGCUGCUAAUGAAAUUAUGGAUGAGAAUGGCGACGCAGUGUACAAGCCUUUCAAAUAUCACCAUCUGGGAAUGCUUGCCUAUAUUGGCAAUGCCGCGGUAUUUGAUUUUGACGGCUUGUCCUUGAUGGGAGGAUUGGCGGCCAUGUAUGCAUGGCGCUCUAUCUACUGGAGUGAGCAGGUAUCCAUGAGAACAAGGGCCCUCCUGAUGUUCGACUGGAUUCUUCGCGGUGUGUGGGGAAGGGACCUCUCAAAACUGUGAUAUAAUUUCCACUUCAACUCUUGUCCUAGCUCGGAUUUGCACUAGACCUGCUACGAUGAAUGG
This is a messenger RNA of Cantharellus anzutake, 1371 nucleotides long. RefSeq lists its product as uncharacterized. The coding region runs from base 313 to 1308 and encodes 331 amino acids. The record is from RefSeq and is a predicted model, not a curated record. Gene Ontology annotation, molecular function: NADH dehydrogenase activity; calcium ion binding. The transcript is spliced from 15 exons. NCBI's taxonomy places the organism in Eukaryota, Fungi, Basidiomycota, Agaricomycetes, Cantharellales, Hydnaceae.